Molecule: messenger RNA, 3723 nt
Organism: Caenorhabditis auriculariae
Lineage: Eukaryota; Metazoa; Nematoda; Chromadorea; Rhabditida; Rhabditidae
Source: the annotation of a GenBank genome assembly
AUGCAGGUAAGUUUUUCUUUGUUAUUCUAGGCAAUACAAUGAUUCUGGAACGACCUUCUGUAAAGUUGGUUUAUUGCUGUAAUUAGUGAUCUCUUACUCGCGACCUUUUUUUUCCUUCAGGAUGAGUAGCACCAGCUAGUGAUGAUCAUUAAACCCAAAAGAUGAACAAUAACUGCGCUAAAAAAUGCUGAACACCAAAAACCAUCAGUGCGAAGGUUUCAGAUGCAGUUCAUUCGCGAUUGGGCCGCCUCUUGCGUGGACCAGAACUUGCCGCCGUACGAUGCUCAAGAAAUCGGUCCGGCCAUUCGAAAAUGUGACACCGAACGUUGCAUCUUCCUCAUGUACAAAUACGUGGCUGACAACCGACCCGAAUAUUUCAAACUCUUUGAUAUUUGUUUUGAAACCAAUACGAGAAGUCAUAAAGUGUUCUGAGUGAUUUUGACAGCGUUUUUGGUGGAACAAAAAAUUUGAGAUGUUUCUUUUCUUUUUGAAAAUCGAAUCUCAAAGUUUGUGAGAUAACAUUGAAAUGAAAGAGAAGUUAAUAGGAAAUUAAAAAAAGUUAAUUUAAAUGCUGGUACUAUAAAGAGAGUACUAGAAAAAGUUUUCGUAAAUGGCUUUACUAAUAUUUCAUUUGUUAAUUUCAAGUUCAGCAAGAUAUUGAAUUUGAAAUCAUAGAAGAGGAGAAUCGUCGUUCCAGAAGCAUUCUCCGUACGAAAAAUGAUUCGAAAAGAAAGUAUUGAACUAAAAUAGUGAAAACUUGAAAUAUUUUUCAUCCACACAAAAAAAAAUCAAGGAUGUAGGAAUUUUGAGAUUUCACAUGAAACCGUGAUAAUUUUCAAAUAUACGUCUUUUGGGCUAUUUUUCACUGAUAUUUGAAAAGCGGUGAAAAUCAGAAGAUACGAGAAACAUGGCUACGAAUCCAGGUCACGUGGUGGAUCGCGUAGGUCUCCGCCGGAUCUCGGCGUUUUGCCCUGAAGACUCUCCAACAAUGCAACUAAUACUGCUGAUUUUUUCUGUUUUUCUCCUACCUGCGGUCGAUGCUUCGUGUAAGUUUUUUUUAUGCGCUUUUUUUAACUGAUAAGUCUUUCUGCAAGAAGUUAAUUUAUAAUUUCGUGCUGUACAACUUGCAGUUAUAAUGGACAGGACUUUCGUCAGCGUUAUAGGAAGAAAAUUUAUUUCAAAUUCAGUGACGCUCUUAUUUUUUUAUUUUCAUAAACUUAAAUCACACUUGAGGUGGUUGAGUUUUCCAUAAUUUAAAUAGAAAUCUAACUCUGUCUUCAAAUUAAUUUCUUCUUUCCUAUUUGCGCUUCUUUCCAAUUACAUUAAAAGUCAACUAGUUCUUGAAGAUACAUGUUUCAACUGACUUCAAAAACAGAUACUAACAUUUUGCAGUGCAAUGCUUCAAUGUUCAUCCAAGUCACGCAGUUUCAAACUCCGAUCCUAUUGUUGAACUUUUUGAUGUCACCGCUGGAGAAUGUCUGAACUAUUGCAUAUCAAAUGCGGCAUCCAUGGGGGUUUGAAUCAAAAGUUUUCAGUUUCAUUUUAGCUUGUUCGAUUUAGGAUGGCUGCUCUUCAGUUGUUUUUCAUAGAAAACACAACACUUGCCAGUUGUAUGGUCAUGAUGGUUCAUUUAAUGGUUUAAUCUACAAAUUGAGAACAUAAAUACACGAAAAAUUUCACAGGAGCCCAAGUCGUAUUCAUUGAAACUCACGACUUUUACAUUCGGAGCAGUUGGGAAGGAACAUGUCAGGAUAAAACAAGUUUGUUUAAUGUAUGUAUUAAUUAGCAUUUUUAUCAUCAAAGGUCCAAAACGUGGAUACAAACAACGCCCGAAGCAAUUUUCUUCCCCGACUUUUGGACAAUUCGAAAAUCCUCUUGCUAUUUCAAAAAAUUUUCAAGCGCAGAACAAUUCGAUCGAUUUGCAAUUGGUUCCGAAUGUGAGUUUUCUCUCUAAUUUUUCUGGAAAAUUUUCUUAAGUUCACGGAAAAUCAGUUCCCCACGAAAAAUGGAGAAUCGAUCCCUGAGCCUCAGCCAGCGUCUCUUGAGGCUCCUGAGAAAACAGAUAAAACAGCUUUUCGCAAUCCGACACACGAAAAUCGUAUCGUUAUUAUUUUCUUGAAACAGUUUAUCGAUAAUUUUUUAGAAUGUUCGAAAAAUGAGAAAGUGUCCUACUUCGUUCUGGAGGGCUAUCGGCUCUCGAGUGACGCCACGCCACAGCUUCUGAAUGGUGUUGAUCAGAGCAGCUGUAUUAUGUACUGCAGUCAGAACAUAGUUAGUCUUUUUUCUAUUUUUUAUUUAAAAAAAGUAAUUGGGCGCUGAUCGUAACUUCGUGAUUUUUAUCAUUCGACAGGAAAGCGGACAGUUUAAUUGAAAACUACCGGAUUGAUUUCACAGACUUCAAAACACAUCUAAGCUAACUUUGACAAAACUUCAAAUCUACGUUUUUUUUCUUCCAGAAAAAACGGAAUUCCCUGGUUUUCCGCCAUUACACCCUCAAAAGUCCAGCUGUCAAAUUAAAUUGCAAGUUUGCGCCUAUUUGAGUAUAGCAACUUCCAGAAUGCCAUCGGCAACGUAAUUCCUUGCUAUUCUGUCAACUUCGAGCCCACCAACGAAGUUUGCAAAUUGUACGGGAAACAACAAAGAGAACUGCAAAGUUGGGCACAAGUGGAACGAGACGAAGAAUACACCUUUGCUGACAAGUUUUGUCUGCAAAGUUUGACAAAAACAUCAGGAAAAGGAGAAAAAUGAUGGAUUGCAGCCAAGAAAGACUGCGCCAGUGAAUCAACAUACAUUGUUCAUUUGUACAAGCAAAUGCACAAAAAAAUCAUUUCUUACAUUCCUGGCCUAAACUCGAAAGUCGCUUGUUUGUCUGAAUGCAUCGAUGACAUCAAUUGCAUGGUGAAAUAUAAUUUCGGAGCGCUGAAAAUGAGAAAAGCAGUUUUAGGCAGUAACUUACAAGCCAGGACUGUGUAUUCUUCAUUCGGAAUCGCCUUCUACGGAUUCGACGGUUCUCGUUGAUGGCAGCGAAGAAACAAUGGUCAUCGAAAACGGAUGCCAGGCUUUUUCAGCUCCUCCUCCUCCUGCGGACAUUGAAGGUACUUAAAUAGUAUAAGUUGAAUCAUUUCUCUUGAUGUUUAACAAACGGAAAAAAAAAUUUUUGAAGGAAUUUUUCACUUUCGAAUCUUACAAUAUAGUCUGUGUGCCACGACUUGAUUUUGACGGAACGACAUUUCGCUGUUCCGCUGCGUGCGUUCGCGAAGCGUCUUUUGAAUCUAGGUCGCGCUUUCAACUGAUUGUUAUUGAUGCGGGAGCACAUGAAAGUAGAGUACCUUAAUGAAAGAAAAAAAAAAAUUAAAAGCGCAACCAAGGUUUGCAAAGGCGCGCUGCGGAACACCGGAAUGUCGCUCGGUGAAAUUCCAAGUCGCGGAACACAGGCUCUAUUUGCGAAAAUGUUUCUGCACUUUCCUUUACUGUCUUCUUUUGAAUUGACUCACCUCAUUUUCUUGCGAUCUUUUUAAAUUUCAUAUGAAGAUGUCUUCAGAAUCAGCAGAAGGCGGCCAGUGGCAAGAAUGGAGUCUCUGCCAGUAUGGAGUCAAAAACAAACGAGUAAGUUUUUUUUUUCAUCUUCCCGGCUAAUAAUAUUCACAUGAACGGUUCCAGAUGCGAGUUCGUCAGCGCGAUUGCGAUGACUGCGAAGAAAACCUUCAAAUGGAAAGAUGUUAA